AUGGGUCUCCACAUAAACUGCGAGGAGGCCCCCAAAAGAGGCAGGGGCCCCCCCCCACGUGGAACUGUUUCGCUUGGCUCCAAGCCAGAGGGCAAUGCCGCAGGAUCAUGGCCUGAGAGCCUCUCCCAAGAGCUCGCCACAAAGGCAUCUGGUUGCCGAACGGCUCGAGGACCUAGGGUACUCCUGCCUGAUCGGGGGCCCCUGAGGCGCGACCCCCCUCCUUCUUUCCUAAAGGGGCCCCUAAAAAGUACUCUCUCUGAAAGAUCACGCCUCUGUCUGAAAAAGCACGCCUCUUUCUUCGUCCAUGGAGGAGCCGAUUCGCCGCCGAGGGAUCCCCGGGGCCCUCCCGCCCUCGAGGCCCCCCGGGAGAAAAGCAGAGAUUGCGCGAAAAAGAUCCAGCCAAGGGCCCCUACCCCCUUCUCCCCCCUCGCUCGCUCCCGCGCAGUCUGCGUCCUGUGGCGUUUGCGCGGGGAAAACCCCCAACUCGCGAGUAGAGACGCUUUUUUCUUACAAGCUUUACUUUUAAACUCCUUCCCGUGUGGAUGUGUCCUUCUGUCCGUCUUUCUGUCUACCCGAAGCUCCCUCCGCUCCAGGAGAGCAGGACCCCAGACUCGGGAGGAGGCCCUUAGGAGGCCCCCCUCCACCGGGGAGGAAGCUCUCGACAAGCAGAGACCAGCAGCCGCCGCAGCUGCACCCGCCCCUCCCGAAGCUCCCGAGGCAAGCGCAGAAGCGGCAGCAACAACAGCAGCCAGCAAGUCGCGGUAUAGCAUUGGAAAGCGCAGGGCUGCAGACAAGCGACUCAACUGGCAUCGCCAGUACAUAUACGGGCCCGUGGAUCCUACAGCUGCCUUCCGCCGACAGCCGAAAGCAGCAGCAGAUGCAGCUGCCGCAGCCUCCAUGCCUCCCGAAGCGCUGUUACGGCUGCAGCCGCAAAGGAGGCCUCCUGGCCUCCGGUGGAAGCUCUUAGAGGAGCUCGAAGCGGGAGAGGCGGUGCUGGAAGCAGCCGAUUCGGCAGCAAAGAAAGCCCUCGAAGAGGCCUUGGAGGCACAGGGGCCCCGGGCAGCAUCUUCCGGGGGGCCCCACCGCAAGGCAGGGGCCCCCCGGCGCUCGACAGCGCCCCCCUUGGGGUCUCUUCAAAUGCACAUGCGCAGAGCGGCACUGCGUGCCGCUGCCGAGACGGUAGAACAGGCCCUCAAGCGUCUCCAGCGCGGCAACGAAGGGGAGAGGGGCCCUGGGGAAAGCUCCUCACAUGAUCUAGGAGGUAGCUCCUCACAUGAUCUAGGAGAAAGCUCCUCACAUGAUCUAGGAGGAAGCUCCUCACAUGAUCUAGGAGGAAGCUCCUCACAUGAUCUAGGGGCAGGUGCUAGUGCGUCUUCCUUGGAGCCAGACACGGCGCAAAGCCGGAAGCUUUACCCCAGAGCUAUUUUCGCAGCGGAGCUUCGAAGGCUUCUUCAAAACUGGGCAGCCCUGGCUGCAGAGGGUGUUCUGCGUCUCGCUGUAGAGGGGGGGGCCCCCGCGAAAGGAGGCGAAGUUUCUUGCAGCGUGCAGCCUCAAGACCCCACGACUCCAGGGGCCCCUGGGCUCUCUCUGCUGGCUGCGCUGCUUCCCAGGGAGGGCGUCGUUCUGCGCCCGAGCUGCGCGUUGCUUACCUGCCAAUUGUUGAGCACGGCGGGCUUUGACGAGACCAUCGAGGUGCACGUACACUUGAAGAGGACAAGGUCUAAAGAUGGGGGGGGGAAGCCCGCCAGCAGAGGCCCCUCCCAGCGCGUCCAGGGGUUCGUCACUUUGCCGCAUGGUGUUAUGCCUUCCCUCCAGAGCGGCACCAGCAAGGCAGUGGGAUUUCUCCGAGGCGCUGCAGCUGCCGGGGGGGAUGAAGAGAAUACUCGUGAGGUGGGAGUCGGAAGGGCUCGCGCAGUACGCGGGAAGAAGCGGGGAGGCAUAUGGCGGAGGCCCCGUGUAAUUGCAGCUCUGGUGGACUCUUCAGAUGAGGCGGCCGCUAGGGAAGCCGGGGCGGAUAUUGUGGGUGUAGAGGCUCUCGUAGAAUCGCUUUCGGACAGCAAGAAAAGGGGCCCCGACACCAUCAUCUGCACGCCGGAAAUGAUGGCCGUCCUUAGUGCUCACGGAAAGACUCUUGGACGCCGCAAUCUUAUUCCCUCUGUGGCAAUGGGGACUCUAACACCCGACCCCGUCCACGCAAUCCGCAUAUAUAGGCAGCCGACUAUACAGUUUAGGGCAGACAGGCUAGGCGUGGUGCAUGCGCCCAUAGGCUACGCCUCAAUGGAGGCUCCCCAUUUACUGGCCAACUUUCACGCCUUCUUAGAGGCCCUCAAGGCUGCAGCGCUAUCCGCUCAGGGCCCCAAACAAGCAGUGGGAGCUUCCCUGCUUAAGAUUGCGAAGUGCAUGCACGUUUGCAGCACCAUGGGACCCUCUCUGCAAAUAGACCUGAGGGCUUGUUGA
Molecule: messenger RNA, 2457 nt
Organism: Cyclospora cayetanensis
Lineage: Eukaryota; Apicomplexa; Conoidasida; Eucoccidiorida; Eimeriidae
Product: trans-splicing factor Raa3, chloroplastic
Exons: 9
Coding region: 1-2457 (818 amino acids)
Source: RefSeq, a predicted model, not a curated record